UUAUUGAAUGAAAUAUUUCACCUCUCUUUCCUUCUCUCUCUCUCUCUUCUCUCUUCCCUCUCUCAACAAGGAGUCUUUUGCCUUUCUUCAUUCAUUCUUGCAGAGAGAAGAAGGAGAGACGAAAAGCUUCCAUCUGGGCUACAAUCAACAAGAACAAAAAGAAAAACACCAAAUUAAAUUAAUCAAAAGGGUGUGCAAAGAUUUCUUUAUUUUUCAUCCUACAAAGGAGAAAAGAAAAAAGAAAAGUGAUUGAUUUCUCGAGAGAAUUUUGAUUGUAUGAUAUAACAUAUACCUCGACGGAGUUUCUGUUUCUUCCAUGCAAAAACAUGGCUAAAGUCAUCUUUAGCCAUCUACCUUUAUGUGGAAGAAAACUCAAAGGAAUUUGUAGGAUACGUUUGUGAUGUAAUUGGGGGAAUCGGAAUAUUUUUUUAGGGGAAAAUAUCAUUCUUGAUUCUCUCCAUUUAAUUUUAUAUUAUUAUUUUUGGUUUGUGGGAAAAAAAAAAUGGGGGGAGUAUCAGACAAUGUAAAAGGGCUGGUUUUGGCUCUCUCGUCAAGUAUUUUUAUUGGUUCAAGUUUUAUCGUGAAGAAGAAAGGCCUCAAAAAAGCAGGAUCCACUGGAACUCGAGCAGGUUCUGGAGGAUAUUCAUAUUUGCUUGAACCAUGGUGGUGGGCUGGGAUGGUGGCAAUGAUCGUGGGGGAGAUAGCCAAUUUUGCAGCCUAUGCAUUUGCUCCAGCAAUCCUUGUUACUCCUUUGGGAGCUUUAAGCAUCAUUUUCAGUGCAGUUCUAGCCCACUUCAUCUUGAAAGAAAAGUUGCAUAUUUUUGGAAUAGUUGGUUGUGCAUUGUGUUUGGUUGGCUCAACCACCAUUGUUAUUCAUGCUCCAGUUGAAAGGGAUAUUGAAUCUGUCAAAGAUGUAUGGAAUCUAGCUACAGAGCCAGGAUUCUUGGUCUAUAGUUGUAUAGUUGUGGUAGCAGUGGCCCUCCUGAUUUUCCGGUUGGCGCCACGUUAUGGACAGACACAUAUGGUUGUCUUCAUCGGGAUUUGUUCGCUUACAGGCUCUCUCACGGUUAUGGGAGUCAAAGCAGUUGCCAUUGCAUUGAAGUUGUCAUUUUCAGGAUCUAAUCAGUUUAAAUACUUCCAGACAUGGUUUUUCACUUUGGUUGUCAUAGGUUUUUGUCUUCUGCAGCUGAAUUACUUGAACAAGGCGUUGGAUACUUUUAACACUGCAGUGGUGUCUCCUGUGUACUAUGUGAUGUUUACAUCCUUUACCAUCCUUGCUAGCGUCAUAAUGUUUAAGGUAUGUAAACAAUCUUUAGCUUUGAGAGCCUAAGGAAUUGAUCUAAAUUUCACAGUUGUAACUGAGAAUACUAAUUGCAGGAGUGGGAUAGUCAAAAUGUAUCACAAAUUGUGUCUGAACUGUGUGGUUUUGUGACGAUCCUCUCGGGUACAUUCCUUUUACACAAAACCAAGGACAUGGGAGGUACAGCUACCGGUUCUAGUACAACAACGCCGUCUCCUAUAUUCCAGGCAUCGCGCCAGAAUUCGAGAUCAGUAGUGUCUGAUGUUUGAGGUUUCUUUUGGCUAAGGUUACACCAACUAACUGCUGAGAUAUGUGAUCCUGAAGCUAAAAUGGCUCAUAAAAUGAAUGAUGUAACUCUGUUUUGGGAGAAGUGGCACAAAGCUUUUACCAUAAAAGGAAAAACAGACUGACUGAUGGAUCUGAGAAUUAGAAAUUGAAGAAAGGAAAAAAAAAAAAAUAUAGGUUGAUUUUCUGGUAGAAAAGGUCAAUGGAAAGAGUGAAAGAACGUAUAUACAUUUACAAUCUACACCAUAGUUGGUGUUUUUUUGGCCCUCCACUUUGUUUAAAAGUUUCAGAUGGAAUUUUUAGUGUAGAAACUAGAAAUUGAUGUUACUUAGGGGGCUUUUUUUAAUUUUUUUUUUAAUAAAAAAGUAAAGUAGCCUUGCAAUACUUGUUUUUGAUUUGUUACAUUUUUGUUUUUCUUUUUUAUACUCCUGUCC
Messenger RNA from Oldenlandia corymbosa var. corymbosa, 2019 nucleotides. NCBI's taxonomy places the organism in Eukaryota, Viridiplantae, Streptophyta, Magnoliopsida, Gentianales, Rubiaceae. The record is from the annotation of a GenBank genome assembly.